This is a messenger RNA of Mugil cephalus (flathead mullet), 1492 nucleotides long. RefSeq names its product BCAS2 pre-mRNA processing factor (gene bcas2). Gene Ontology annotation, biological process: mRNA processing. The transcript has 7 exons. Gene Ontology annotation, cellular component: precatalytic spliceosome; Prp19 complex; catalytic step 2 spliceosome. NCBI's taxonomy places the organism in Eukaryota, Metazoa, Chordata, Actinopteri, Mugiliformes, Mugilidae. The record is from RefSeq and is a predicted model, not a curated record. Bases 109 to 786 code for a protein of 225 amino acids.
UUUUGAAGUUCAUCACCGGAAGUGGGUGCUUUUAGCUAUCCGGACAUAAAGCAGAUAGCAGAAAGGGAAAUCAAUCGUCAAACUAAACAUUGUAAAGACUGGUUGAAAAUGGCAGGAACGGCUUCGGUAGCUGGGGAGGUGUUCGUCGAUGCGUUGCCAUAUUUUGAUCAGGGCUACGAUGCAGCAGGUGUCAGAGAAGCUGCUGCAGCACUGGUUGAAGAGGAGACCAGAAGGUACCGACCUACGAAGAACUACCUGAGCUACCUGCCCACGCCUGACUUCUCUACUUUUGAGACAGAAAUCAUGAGGAAUGAAUUUGAGCGGUUGGCGUCUCGGCAGCCAAUGGAUCUCCUGAGCAUGAAGAGAUAUGAGCUGCCUGCGCCCUCAUCGGGACAGAAGAACGACAUUACAGCGUGGCAGGAGUGCGUGAACAACUCGAUGGCCCAGCUGGAGCACCAGGCGGUCCGCAUUGAAAACCUGGAGCUCAUGUCGCAGUAUGGAACCAAUGCAUGGAAAGUCUACAACGAUAACUUGGCUUUCAUGAUUGAGACGGCUCAAAAGGAGCUUCAAAAAAUCAGGAAACAAAUCCAGGAUUUGAACUGGCAGCGUAAGAACGAUCAGUUGGCAGCAGGAGCCAAACUACGAGAGCUGGAGUCUAACUGGGUGUCACUGGUCAGUAAGAACUAUGAGAUUGAGCGGGCCAUCGUCCAGCUGGAAAACGAAACCACUCAGCUCAGACAGCAGCAGGGGGAUGAGAACAAGGAGAACAUCCGACAGGACUUCUAGAGCAGCAGCACCAUCACUCAGUCAGACAGGCUUCAUCUUUUUUCAUAAGGCUGACUGGACUGAGGAGCAGCCUACAAGUUACCUCUAUGGAGCAGCUUCAAUUGUCCAGUAACUUUGAUAUUCAAAAGUGAGAAAUCUCAACUAAAGUGGCAAUCUCAUAUAUCUCUUGAAUCUCACAGAAACCCACUUCACAACACUUUACAUGCUUUCAUACAAAUUCACCAACAGACAAUGGGCUCCGUAUCAUUUUGUGGCACGUAAGUGACUUUAUGACUUUUUUUUUUGAGAUGAAAGUCUUUGAGAUUGCCACUUUAAUGGGGCAUGCUGUAAAAGCAAAGGUGGAAUGUGGGGGAUAUUUAUGGGAAUCUUUUUUAAGGGUAAUAGAUUUUCAAAGCAGGACUCUGACAGAACAUAUUUGUCACAUAUGCAAUACAACUCAUCCACACUUUAUUGCUGUGCAGCUGAUGUCACUGAGUCAGUUCUAUUGUCGUGCUGCUGCUGUACUGGCAUUAACAUUCAAGAUGAUUCCGCGGAUGCCUCGUUAUGUUGUGCAUUCUUUCUUCAAAAUCAAAUGUUUCAGUGUUUGAGGCUGCCCUCUGACAGGAGCUACUAUGAGAGUAAGUGUAUAUAAUUUGUAAUGUCUAGUAAAAUUGACUACAAUUCAUGUCAGUUUUGAGCUGUUUUAAUAAAAUCACCUUUUGUUAUA